AUGAAGCUUGUGAUCGGUGGCUCGACGGGCUUUGUCGCCACAGAGCUAAUCCGCCAGGGUCUCGAGAACCCUGCUAUAACCUCUAUCGUCGCCCUCGGCCGGCGUGAGACUCCCGCACUUCUAGCGACCCCAAAGCUGAAGGUUGUCGUCUGCGACAACUUUGAGAGCUAUCCAGACAGCGUUAAAAAGGAGCUGGAGAAUGCGGAUGCCUGUAUCUGUUUGUGGCCCGGUGUCGAUGGGAUCAAUCAGCCCAGCUGUUUGAACACACCGGAGAACCAUAUCAUUGACUCCAAAAAUAGGACCAUUGCCGUGACGCCGAUGAAGCUCAAGACCACCCCGUUUGAGGAGACGUGUAAGAUUUCCCGCGACUACGCUACGUCGGCCAUCCAAGCACUCGAUGCCCUCCGCCACAAGCAAGCUAGACCUCUGCGCUUUCUCUACAUGAGCGGCCAUUUUGCCCCCCGCAGCCCGGCUGAGGUACCGAAAGAAUUGCAAGACCACGGCCUCAUUAACUACGGCCUAUUACGGGGUGAGGCUGAAACACUAAUCCUCACUUAUGGGGAGAAGUCUAAAGGCGCCGUCCAGUCCUGUGUCGUCAAGCCCGGGCUCAUCGACGCUCCUGAGAGGGAGAGGCGGGAAAUCCCCGGCCUCCCACACAUCGACUUGGCUGGAAUUGCCGCAGCUCUGUUAGACCAGGUAAUAAAUGGAUUCGAAAAGAACACACUGAGCAAUGAUGACCUGGUUCGCAUUGGACAGAUGGCUUUGGCUGAGCAGGAUGACGCCUGA
Messenger RNA from Penicillium riverlandense, 786 nucleotides. RefSeq lists its product as uncharacterized. The record is from RefSeq and is a predicted model, not a curated record. Bases 1 to 786 code for a protein of 261 amino acids. Lineage: Eukaryota; Fungi; Ascomycota; Eurotiomycetes; Eurotiales; Aspergillaceae. The transcript has 3 exons.